Molecule: messenger RNA, 1160 nt
Organism: Suillus paluster
Lineage: Eukaryota; Fungi; Basidiomycota; Agaricomycetes; Boletales; Suillaceae
Exons: 2
Coding region: 143-1132 (329 amino acids)
Molecular function (GO): protein binding
Source: RefSeq, a predicted model, not a curated record
CUGAAUACAGAAAUCUGUGCCCUCACGAGGGUUCAACCUGGCGCAUGGCUCUUAUCAGAACCUCUAUUAUCGUAUCUGAAUCCUAGGUUCUUUUCCUGAUGACAAGCACAUCCCACAAUUUUCCGCCGAUCACGAAUCACCAAUGGCAACUUGUGCUUCAUCCCCAUUUGAUCACGCCAAAGCCGACGUUAUCUUACGAUCAGCUGAUGGCGUCGAGUUUCGGGUCUUCAUGCUCUUCCUCUCCCUCGCCUCUCCAUUCUUCGAGACAUUGUUCGGUCUCCCUCAGGCACCUGAUGGGGCCGCCGAUCAAGAGAUGAAGGAUGGCUUAGCAGUCAUUGCUGUGUCUGAGGACAGCAAAACGCUAGAUUCAUUUCUCAGGUUUUGCUAUCCAUCAACGCUGGCAGAGGAUCCUUCCCUCGACAAUUUGACGGAUGUCCUCUCUGUGCUUGCAGUUGCGAGGAAGUAUUCACUUGACCUGAUCGAGAGAAAAGUGUGUCAGGCCCUGGCGAAUCCCAAGGUUCUCGGGACAGAGCCCUUUCGCUGCUUCGCAAUAGCCAGGAACGCACGGCUCAAACAUGAAACCAUCACCGCUGCUAGACAAACCUUACGGCAACCCUUAAUCCCCGCGUGGUUUGUGGAGAUCGACCUUAUCACUGCAUCCGACCUUCUUGCGCUGCUCACAUACCACAAAAAUUGCGGUAUCGCCGUACAAGCCUUGAUGAAGGACUUGAAAUGGAUUACAGAUCAUUAUGGCACUCAGAAUAGCUGCAAUUGGCUAUUUGGUGCGACAUAUAACCGUUACGGCUCCCGCGAGAACUGUGGCUGCGGAUUGGGUACGGACACAAGAUUUUCGCUCUGGAGCAGCGCUCCAGUUGUAUGGUGGGCAAUCUAUAUGCAGGAGGUAUUCGAGUUAUUGGUGGAUCAACCGUCCAGCGACACUGUGAGGACAGCAGCGGACAAGACAAUCGAAAAUGUCAGAAGUAGAGCCUGUGCCACUUGUUCUGGCCAGGUGAAGGCAAACAUGGCGGAGUUUAGCGACUUGCUUGGCCUGAAAGUCGAAGAAGCUGUCGCUCCGGUACGUGCCUUGCUAUAUCACGGACUAAUUCUGAUAAUUCUCAAUAGAUUGAGCUGAAGAUGGACUUUUGACUAUUUUGACCAUC